CACGCGAUCCCGCUUCCACUCGGCGACCACCGGGCACCGCCGCCGGUACACCGCGCAUCGAAUCGCCACCAGUGCCGAUUCUGCUGACCCCUCGCCAUCGCCGGCGGGCGAAUCGACACCAUGGCCGCCGCACGCCGGGGCCGCGCCGACGGUGCCAACGGCGUCGUCCGUCCCCGCCCCCGCGACCGUGUCGUCGGCGUCAGCGGAAGCAUGGCGGGGCGCGUGGCCGUCCUCGCCUUCUGUGUCGCCGGGAUCUGGUCCGCCUACAUCUACCAGGGCGUCCUCCAGGAGACUCUAUCCACGAAGCGGUUCGGGCCGGAGGCGCGGCGGUUCGAGCACCUCGCGUUCCUCAACUUCGCGCAGAAUGUCGUAGCUUAAUGCUUCGUCUGGUCCUUCCUAAUGAUUAAGUUGUGGUCGGGCGGGAGUAGCUCCGACGGCCGUGCGCCGUUAUCGAAAUACUGGGGCGUCAGCGUAACCAAUACCAUCGGGCCGACCAUGGGGAUCGAGGCGCUCAAGUACAUUAGCUAUCCGGCUCAGGUGUUGGCAAAAUCUUCUAAGAUGAUCCCUGUAAUAAUGCUGAUGGGAACCCUUCUCUAUAGUGUGAAGUACACACUUCCAGAGUAUUUUUGUACCUUUCUUGUUGCUGGCGGUGUGUCCUCCUUUGCGUUGUUGAAGACAAGCUCCAAGACAGUUAAGAAGCUUGUCAACCCUAAUGCACCUCUUGGCUAUACAUUGUGCUUCCUCAACUUAGCUUUUGAUGGGUAUACUAACUCGACCCAAGAUAUAAUAAAGUCAAGGUACCCAAACACGAAUCCAUGGGAUAUAAUGCUUGGCAUGAACCUCUGGGGGACCAUAUAUAAUGCUGUAGUUAUGUUUGUUGCGCCAUUACUAUUCAGUAACUGGCCAUAUGCAGAUGGUUUCGAGGCAUUGAGAUUUUGCCAGGAGAACCCAGAGGUGGCCUGGGACAUUUUUCUGUUCUGCCUAUGUGGCGCCGUGCGUCAGAAUUAUAUCUUCUUAACCAUCAGCAGGUUCGGCGCUCUUACUAACACAACGAUCACUACCACCCGUAAAUUCAUGAGCAUCGUGGUUUCAUCUGUCAUCAGUGGCAAUCCAUUAUCUUCAAAGCAACGGGGUAGUGUUACGAUGGUCUUCUUAGGCCUCUCUGUCCAAAUAUAUCUCAAAUGGAAGAGAGAGAAGGGCAGACACCCCAGUGAGUAAGCUCGAUUGUUGACUCUUGUACCUGUUCCGAUUUGUAACUUCAAUUGGACAGAUCUGUUGUGAGGUUGACCAGGAUAAUGUUAAUGUAGUCUGCUGAAAUUAUGAGCUAUGCCUAGAGCGAUACGUAAUGUGAGGCUGUGAGAGCCUUAUUCAUGUAGAUAUGUAAAUUGGUCUAGGAAUGUUUAUAGUAAGGAUUUAGGUUAUGUUCCCAAUCGUAAUGAAUAUUUGUUGUCAGGAGAUGUUAUGAGAGCCUUAUUCAUGUAGAUAUGCGAAUACAAUGGGUGCUCAAUGCUCCAUUACGAAAUGUAAAUGACAGACUGAUACUGGUAAAUUCCAUAUUUUCGUUGCACGUCCA
Molecule: messenger RNA, 1573 nt
Organism: Zea mays
Lineage: Eukaryota; Viridiplantae; Streptophyta; Magnoliopsida; Poales; Poaceae
Product: UDP-galactose/UDP-glucose transporter 3
Biological process (GO): UDP-galactose transmembrane transport
Cellular component (GO): Golgi membrane; endoplasmic reticulum membrane
Molecular function (GO): UDP-galactose transmembrane transporter activity; UDP-glucose transmembrane transporter activity
Source: RefSeq, a predicted model, not a curated record